Parus major (Great Tit) is the source of this 2812-nucleotide messenger RNA. It is a transcript of the gene ARHGEF33, whose product is annotated as Rho guanine nucleotide exchange factor 33. Bases 238 to 2646 code for a protein of 802 amino acids. Gene Ontology annotation, molecular function: guanyl-nucleotide exchange factor activity. The record is from RefSeq and is a predicted model, not a curated record. The transcript is spliced from 15 exons. Lineage: Eukaryota; Metazoa; Chordata; Aves; Passeriformes; Paridae.
AUCUUUAGGAUGCUUCAUUCUCUCUCCAAUCCCUCCUUUCUCUGUUGUCUGAACUUUGAGCAGCUCUGCUCAAUUAAACCCUUUCUGCAUCUUUCUGCACUCAGGGUUCAGAUCAGCUGACCCACCCCAGGGCUCACAUGUGGGCAGCUCUAAGCCAUGGGAUGUUCCCAGUGACCAGCCAGAGCCCUCCAGAGUGAGGACAGGAGUCCCUGCGAGGACGCACACCCCAUAGCAGCCAUGGACACAAACAAACACGAAGGAGGGACUGAAAGUGUGCCUGUGAGUACCCCUGCAACACAGAUUUCCCAGUUGCAGGCAUUAGCCUCUGAGCUGAAGGCGGGUUUCACAGAAGCAAUGCAGGAGCUGUCACGGAUCCAGCAUGGAGAGUAUGCCCUGGAAGAGAAGGUCAAGAGCUGCCGCUGUGCCAUGGAAGAGAAGGUGGCUGAGAUGAAGAAUUCCCUCAACACAUUCAAGGAGGAGCUCAGCGAUGCCAAGUCAAUGAUUGAAGAAAUCAGUGCCAAGCAGGAGGAAAUGCAACAGAAAAUUGAGCAGCUGCAGCAAGAGAAGCGGCGGGAAUCACGGAAAAUGAAAGCUAAAAGAGCACAGAAGGAUGACCACGGGUCACAGACAGUGCCAACACCUCUCCAGGGCAGCCCAUUUCGAUCCAUCAACCUUCCAGAACCUGUGCUGAUCAAUGAAGAUUUUACGAGUCUUUUACACAACGUGACUUAUGAAAAAGUGUCUGACACCAGGAUCAUGCCCAUGGGAGAAGGAGGUGUGAAGGUCAUAGCAGGCCCAGGAGCAGCCAUAGACACAGAUGACAGCCUCAAGCCUCCCCUGGCAACAGAGGGGCAGUCAAAAAUGCAUCUGCCAUCAACAGUAUGGAAGCAGCCCAAGGACACCAAGGACUGGGGAGAUGAAUACAUUUCCAAAGAGCAGCCAGAGAGAGGGAAAGACAUGGGCCAAAGCAGAUACAGCUCAGCAGACAACAUAAUAUGUGAACCCUCUUUGGCUGCCAAAAGGCAGAACAUCGCCUUGGAGCUGCUGGAGUCAGAAAGGAAGUACGUCAUCAACCUUUCCCUAAUCCUGAAGAUCAAGGCCACACUGCAAGGGCCAGAUGUGAAAAGAAGCACCAAAGAGAGAAGCUUUUUCCCCAACUCUUUGCGGUUCCUGGUGCAGCAGCACGUGGAUUUACUGCACGCUCUCCAGGAACGAGUCCUGAGCUGGCCACGACAAGGAAUCCUAGGAGACAUCUUCCUGAAGCUGACAAAUGAUGAGAAUAAUUUUCUGGACUACUACGUUGCUUACCUGAGGGACCUGCCAGAAUGCAUCUCUCUGAUCCACGUGGUGAUCCUGAAGGAGGUAGAAGAAGAAAUCAAGUCUGAUCUCUACAUUCUGUUCUUUCACAUAGUCCAGCGAAUCCCUGAAUACCUUAUUCAUCUGCAGAAUGUCCUGAAGUUCACGGAGCAAGAGCACCCCGACUAUUACCUGCUGCUGGUGUGUGUGCAGCGCCUCCGGGUUUUCAUCUCACACUACAGCCUCCUCUUCCAAUGCAAUGAAGACUUGCUGAUACAGAAGAGGAAAAAGCUGAAGAAGUCAUCCCUGGUGAAGCUGUACAAAGGUCUCACCUCCCAGUGUACAAGCCAGGAGGUUUCUCCAACACCCAGUGCAGCAUCAAUGCGGGACAGUGGGAUCCAUACUGAAGAGGCCAUACAGUCAUUCCCAGCAGCACCUUCCUCUGGCACAACCACCCCGCAUUUGAUGCCGCAGAUGAAGAAACCCCAGCCAGCCGUGAUGGAGAACAUCCAGGCUGUAAAGCCCCCUGACUGGGAGAUGGAAAGCAGAAAACACGAGAGGCCAGAGAACAUCCUUGCCUCCUCUCAGCUGACAGAGCAGGAACUUAAGGCCUUGACAGCCCCCUUGCAAUCCAUCCCCGAAAUGGAGUAUGAAGCGCCACCGGCUGAUGCGGUGGGGAACACCGAGAGAGCCAUCAGAACCUCUGUGGAACUGCUGCAGGAUUCCAGGAACUUUGCACCAAGCUAUGAAGAGUUUGAGUACCCUGGGGAGGUUUUCACCAUGCCAGGCCCCUACGAAGACGACACCUUCCAAAACCUCGCUCUUUUUGAGAACUGCUCCCCGGCCUCUUCCGAGUCCAGCUUGGAUAUUUGCUUCCUUAGGCCUGUGAACUUCACCUCAGAACCGGAGAGGACAGACCAUGCCUUGCAGCCACUGCCUAAGAGCUGCACUCCUGUGAGCAGCAGCACCUACAAGCGUGAGAUGUUCCACAGCAAAGGGAAGCAGCUGAGCAGGUCCCUGAAGGAGCUGCCACGGAGCGCGGAGGGCGUGAGCACCAGACUCUACAGCACGCGGAGCAGCAGCGGGAGCCGUCUGCAGCAGAAGCAGGACAGGAAUGUUCAGCCUCACAUGAUCUCAGCCUCAUCUCGAAGCUCCCAAAGGAGCUACUUCCCCCCACAGAGAGGAGCGGGUGAAAAACCGAGCUUUUUGGAAGAGCUCCAUGCAGAAGACAACACCAGGUUCUGCCAGAAGGAUGACAAUGAGCAAACAUCCUUCAGCGACCACAACCCGCGGCACGAGCCCAAGGGGGGGUUCCGGAGCUCCUUCCGCAAGCUCUUCAAAAAGAAAUAAGCAGCCCCAAGAAAGGCAGGCCACAGCCAAAGCACAGCAGUGCUUCCCCAGGUCCCCGAGGGUGGAGACAGACAGCAAGGCCCCAGGAUCCCCUGACUAACACAGAGGGUGGAGGGUGGGGGAGAGGAGACUCUCACAACUGCCUUAUAAAUGCAUCCUGCUCUUC